UGAUUUGAUUUAAUUUGGUUUCUGGAAGUUUUCUACUUUUUCUACUUUUCCUACUUUUCUUGAUCCAUCCAUCCCUCUUGAUUUUUGGAUUGAUUUCGUGUUCAUACGUACUUCACUCGAGACAUCGUUCAUACAUACAACAAACGAGAGAAGAUCGAUGAUGAGCAAUUAACAACAGAUUGACGAUUCACAUCUCAUCACACAAUACACAAUACACUACACAUUACACAUUACACACUACACCAUUCACGCAUAUCAUCGGCCUCCUCCGCAGCUCAUUCAUUCAGCCUGAUAACCAAAUCCCCAUCUCAUCUCGUCUCGUCUCAUCUCACCCCUCUACCCGCUAAAACAAUCCACUUCCAUAAAUACUCAACCUCACCCCAAGGUCGCGAGGGUCGGAAGCGCAUUCCACCCACCUCGAUUGAAAAUUCGCGAAAAGAUUGAUAAGUUGCUGGCGGUGAACACGGCGUCGGCGAUUGGUUAUCGAGAAGAAGACGGGGAAUUGCCUUUGCCGGUUACGACGCCUAAGACGCCCAAGGAGAGGGGAAUGGGGCUGGGUAUGGCGCCGAAUAAGAUUUGGAAACAUAAGAAUGCAAAGCUAACGAACAUGCACCAAAUAGAAGAAGCAGCGCAUGAAUGCGUGUCGGAAGAAGCACUCGUGCAUUUGAAAUCGUAUAAAUAUUCGAGUGUAGAUAAGAGUUUGAUUUCGAAUUACAUUUUGAAGCAUUACUGGAAUGGCUUCGUCGAAUUAUUGCCAUUAUGGUUGGCACCAAAUAUGGUUACAUUAUUGGGAUUCUUUUUCAUCCUGAGUAAUGUUAUCUGUUUGGAGAUUUUCAUGCCGGAUUUGGUGGGGCCUGGACCAUCAUGGUUAUAUUACAGUUUCGCAUUCGGAUUAUGGAUGUAUUCAACAAUGGAUAAUGUAGAUGGAAAACAAGCUCGAAGAACCGGAACAUCUAGCGGUCUCGGUGAACUAUUCGACCACGGAAUCGAUUCUCUGAAUUGUACACUUGCAUCUCUAUGCGAAACAGCUGCUAUGGGUCUAGGUACAUCGAGAGCUGGAAUCUUUACCGCAUUGAUUCCUUGUUUGCCUAUGUUCUUUUCAACCUGGGAAACGUACCAUACACACACAUUAUACUUGGGAAUUUUCAAUGGACCAACUGAGGGAUUAAUCUUGGCUUGCACGAUUAUGAUCUUGAGUGGUUAUUAUGGACCAGAGAUUUGGACACAUCGAAUUACGGAUUUGGUCGGUCACCAUUAUUUCCUCGGAUAUCAUGAAUUUUUCGGUUCAUACUCCGUUAGAGAUUUAUGGGUCCCAAUCCUCGUUGUCUCAUUAUUCGGUAUUCAUGUUCCUUUCUGCGUUAUCAACGUAAUCAAAGCCAGAAGAAGAGACAACUUGCCUGUUUUACCGGUUUUCCUCGAAUGGACGCCUAUGGCCGUUUUUACUUUCAGUAUUGGAGCUUGGCUUUUCUCUCCAUAUUCAACCCUCAUGGAAGAAAAUCGUUUGGUACUUUUCUGUCUUACAAUGAGUUUUGUCUUUGGAAGGAUGACGACAAAGAUCAUUCUAGCACAUCUCACAAGACAACCAUUUCCUUACUGGACAGUUAUGCUUACACCACUUGUUGGUGGUGCUAUUCUUGGUAAUCUACCUCGAUUUGGUCUACCGGCUGUCAGCGUAGGAGUGGAAUUAUGGUAUUUAAGAGCAUACUUUAUUUUUGCUCUAGUGGUUUACUUUAGAUGGGCUUGGUUGGUUGUUACGAGUAUUUGUGAUUACUUGGGAAUCAACUGUUUGACAAUUCCUGAACAGAAGUUGGAGGAGAUUUAUAGAAAUCAAGAAAUGGAGAAGAGAUUAGAGAAGAGAGGAUUGGAGGUCAAUGGAAAGAGAACCCCAAGUGGAAGUGGAGCGAAGAGUCCAAUUGGAGUACCAAAUGGAAAGAGAGCUGAUUAGAGGAGUUGAGAUGUUGAGAUGUAUAGAGUACAUUCUUGAAGUAUGUGGGCUUGUGGAGGUUGGAGAAGCCAUUGGAAUGAUAGACAUGGGGGUAGAUCGUAUGUAUUUCGUGGGUAUAGCUAGGGACACGUAGAGAUUUGUUUCACUCGUGGGUAUGGUGGGUACAGGUAGAUAAUGGAUGGAUGGAUGGAUGGAUGGAUGGGUGGUGAUGAGUAACGAAUGGGUCUCUCGGACUUGACUUGAGGUCAAACAAAAAAAGGAAUGAGUUCAUGUAUGGAAGGGAUGCAUGUAGAUAUUUUAAUACGGAAAAUUCUGAAGGGAGGGGGAGCGAGUACGAGGUAGAUGGAGGAAGAAAGAGGUUAUGUUGUUAAGCAUUGCAUGGCGUUGCGAACCCUUUGUGGGUGAAGCGAAUAAGUAACUUGAUUGAAAUCCUAGUUGCAUAUUGGUGGAUUUUUAUUUGAUUGGUUUGGAUUGAAUGGAUUGGAUGGAUUGGAUUAGGUUCGAAGAGGAUGAGUGAAUGAAUGAAUCGGAGGGUGGGAGCGUGGGAGGAAGGGGGAAAGGGAGAGAUUAGUAAUUCCGUACUUACUCUCCGUAUAAACUUGUUAAUAAUACUUCUUUGCUGUACAUUUU
Botrytis sinoallii is the source of this 2575-nucleotide messenger RNA. RefSeq lists its product as uncharacterized. Gene Ontology annotation, cellular component: membrane. The record is from RefSeq and is a predicted model, not a curated record. Bases 548 to 1945 code for a protein of 465 amino acids. Gene Ontology annotation, molecular function: phosphotransferase activity, for other substituted phosphate groups. Gene Ontology annotation, biological process: phospholipid biosynthetic process. The transcript has 4 exons. NCBI's taxonomy places the organism in Eukaryota, Fungi, Ascomycota, Leotiomycetes, Helotiales, Sclerotiniaceae.